This is a messenger RNA of Dovyalis caffra, 702 nucleotides long. The record is from the annotation of a GenBank genome assembly. NCBI's taxonomy places the organism in Eukaryota, Viridiplantae, Streptophyta, Magnoliopsida, Malpighiales, Salicaceae.
AUGACUCCAUAUGGAGAGACUUUUUCUAAGCAUCCUACAGGAAGAGCUAGUGAUGGUCGAUUAAUUCCAGAUUUUAUCGGUAAGAACAAUCUUUUGGUGAUAGACCUUAAAACUCAACUAAGCUAUUUCAAGAAUCUGGAGAAGCAGCUAAGGCAAAAACUAGGAGCUUCAGAAGUUAAGACAUUGUUCUCUACAGCUGUUUACAUGUUCAGCAUUGGAAGUCAUGACUACUCUAUCCUUUUCACUUCAAACUCCGCUAUGCUUAAAUCCCACUCCAGAGAAGAGUAUGUGAAGAUGGUUAUCGGCAACACAACAACUAUGAUCCAAGAAAUAUAUAAGAUUGGGGGAAGGAAAUUUGGACUAUUGAAUUUGGCUGCGAUAGGUUGUGUACCGGCCUUGAGAGCUCUAAAAUUGACCACCACAGGUGGCUCCGGCUGCAUGGAUGAAGUUACGGUGCUUGCAAAACUACACAACAGAAAAAUCCAUAAAGCUUUUGAAGAGCUUGAAGGCCAACUAAAAGGAUUUAAAUAUUCAAUUUUUGAUUCAUACACAGCAACAAAUGAAAGAUUGAAUAACCCUUCAAAAUAUGGUUUCAAAGAGGUGAAAAUGGCAUGUUGUGGCAGUGGUCCAUACAGAGGCUACAUUACUUGUGGCCUCGAAGAUUACGAAUUGUGUGAAGAUGUUAGCCAAUAUCUUCUUUGA